CCGACAACUCCGCGUCUUCCUACCGACAUGUCCACCACUCAGAAGACACAAAAGCCCAAGGCCGUGGCCAAGGGUAAAGGUAAGGCCGUAACGGACAAGAAGGUCGCCACUGCCAAGGCAGCGCGGAAGGCCGCCCUCGUAGGCACCAACAGCCACAAGUCGAAGAAGAUCCGUACAUCAGUGACAUUCCGUCGGCCAAAGACGCUUCAGCUGCCCAAAAACCCACGCUACCCUCGCAAGAGCAUCCCCCAUGCACCGCGGAUGGAUGCGCACCGGACGAUCAUCAGCCCCGUGAGCACGGAGAGCGCGAUGAAGAAGAUUGAGGAGCAUAACACGCUCGUGUUCCUCGUCAACCUCAGGAGCAACAAGAAGCAGAUCAAGGCGGCCGUGAAGGAACUGUAUGAUGCUGAUGCGGUCAAGAUCAACACGCUGAUAAGGCCUGACGGGAAGAAGAAGGCGUAUGUGAGGCUCACGGCGGAUCAUGAUGCUCUGGAUGUGGCCAACAAGAUUGGAUUCAUCUAAUCGGCUCGUUCGUUCGGAUACGUGAUGGGUGCUGCAUGCGACAUGCUGCAAGAGGGGUGUAGUGUUGUCCCAUAGGUUAUGUGACUAUGCAAUGGUACUACAUGCAUUUUCUUCAAG
Molecule: messenger RNA, 639 nt
Organism: Dacryopinax primogenitus
Lineage: Eukaryota; Fungi; Basidiomycota; Dacrymycetes; Dacrymycetales; Dacrymycetaceae
Exons: 4
Coding region: 28-522 (164 amino acids)
Biological process (GO): translation; ribosomal large subunit assembly
Cellular component (GO): ribosome; cytosolic large ribosomal subunit
Molecular function (GO): rRNA binding; structural constituent of ribosome
Source: RefSeq, a predicted model, not a curated record